Molecule: messenger RNA, 2230 nt
Organism: Microplitis mediator
Lineage: Eukaryota; Metazoa; Arthropoda; Insecta; Hymenoptera; Braconidae
Exons: 4
Coding region: 68-616 (182 amino acids)
Source: RefSeq, a predicted model, not a curated record
UCUGAUAACGUUGUUGUAAAUCAGCAAACAAUAUUCUUAAAAUAUAAGUAACUAUUGGUAAAUAAAAAUGAUCAAAAAUUUAUUCAACGGUAUGUACAACAAUUCUUCAAAGUCACUUUUCGAUGUAGUGGUUCGCGGAAAUGUUCACAUUGGAAUAAUUAUUGGAUAUUUAUUCGGAGUAAUAGCACGUCAGGUAGUAGAAGUUAAAAAUUUUUGUGAAAAUGAACCUUGCAACUAUUUUAUACCACCAAAUUCUACCUUGAAAGAUGCUGUAAUAAAUUAUUUCAUAAAAGGCAAUGCUGUCGAUAUCGAAAAGAUACUCGGGAUUUAUAGUUUUUUUGUAAUAGUUAUCACAUUACUUAUUAUAAAAGCCGCAGAAGAGGAAAUUAUCAGUCACCAGUUACUUAUAACGUUUUCACUAGCGAUGUUAUCUGAAAUUGCUCUUGCAAUGUAUUUUGCUCAAAAAUGGCUCAAAUAUGAUUUACUUCCUCACACAUAUUUUACUAUUGUGACUGCUUUUCUUCUCUGCAUCGGAGAGCGUAUAUUACUUAGCACUACAGUAAUUAUGCAUUACUUCAGUUUGAAAUUUGAGUCAAAAGAGGAGAAAAAAGAGUAAGUACUUUGAGCCAUAACGAAAGAAGAAUAAUGAUUAAAUUCAUCGAUAUCAGUUACAAAUAAUUUUAAAAUAAACUACUUCAAUAUAUAAAAUAUUAAGGAGAGCUUAAAAUAUAAAGAACAUGAAUUUUAUCCAAUAUGCUAUAUUUCACGAGGAAGGUAUCUCAAGCGUCCCUGUCCGAUUUCGAUAAAACUGAGUGACAUUCUCCGUCGAAAUCUAAGGGAUACGUAUUUUUUUAGCAGCGAAAACCAACGCUAAUAAAAAUAUUGAUGUUUUCAUGUUGGUCAAUGUAGAUGGACUUAGGGGUCGUUCACCAUCUAAACUUGAUUUUUCGGAAAAACCCAAAAAGACGUGUCCUCUACUUUUUUUAACUUCCCGCUAAGAAAAUUGUAAAUUUUCAAAAAUUCGGGAAGUUAUUGGUUUCGGUCCGAUUUACGAAAAUCGAAUUUCCAUCAGAUGUCGACGUUUCGAGGUCCUAGGAAGCUAUCCUGACUAAUUUCACGAUGAUGUCCGAGUGUAUGUAUGUGUGUACGUACGUACGUACGUACGUACGUACGUAUGUAUGUAUGUAAAUAUUCAUAACUCUUGAACGGAUGAACCGAUUUUGAUCGUUGAGGUGUCAUUCGACGCGGCUUGUUAAUGUCUUGAGGCCGUAGAAAUUUGAACUUAAUCGGUAGGGUGCGUUCAGAGAUAUUUCAAAAAUAAAAUUUUUUCAAAAAUGUUUUAUUUGGAUAACUUCCAAUUCGCUCGAUGGAUUGAUUCCAAAAUCUAAUCAGCUCUAAAACUCUAUAAGCCGCGUCGAAUGCCACCUCAACCAUCAAAAUCGGUUCAUUCGUUCAAGAGAAACCGUUGACGAAAGAAUUCAAAAAAAAUUUUUUCCUUGGUUUUUUUGAAAUUUCUCAAAAACGGCUGAAUAAAUCAAUUUCAAAAUUCGACCAGCUUUAGAACUUGAUAAAACGCGUCGAUUGCCACCUCAACCAUCAAAAUCGGUUAAUUCGUUCGCGAGAUAUCGUGGAAGAAAGAAAUGCUAAAAAAUGGUUUUUUACAAAACAAUGGCAUACAAAAGUAUUUGCGAGCUCGAAGAGCUCGAAAAUAUAUUCACAAUAAUGUUUUCGAGCUCAGCGAGCUCGAAAACAGCGGGAAGUUUUGGGGCUGGCCCGCAGGGUCAACUGACAGACCGAUUUUUUAUCUUACGAUCGCCGCUAAUUUCGUUAAAAUCCAUCAGAUAGUUAUUUUUAAAUAAAAGUUUUGUGAAUUUCAACCCUUAGAACUUUUGUUAUAUUUAUUUUUUUAUUACAACACCAAUGGCACUACAUUAUUUUUCACCCCGAAAAUGAUGCCGUUGGUCCCAUUCGAUUAUUCAAACUGCAAGUACUUGCAGUUUCGUACACACGAAACUUGAGAAACGCCCCGUAUGAAAAAACCAUAUACUGUCGAUAAUAUAUAAAAAAAUGUAUGGUAAAUAACUGUACAUAUAUGGCGGCAAAAUUAUUAAUAUUGAUUAAUAUAUGAUUUAUUAUAUAUAAUAAUUUAUACGUUCAAUAUUAUAAUAAUCCAUAUCAUUUAAAAUAUAUGUGAUUAUAUACAUGUGAUAUUGUAUCAGAAAUUAUAUGU